UAUGCCCGCAAGUACCAGGACACAAGUUCAACGUAUUGCAGCCUUGGACUCGAGCUGGGCUCACCUUGGUAAUGGGUUAAAUGCCCACAAUAAUCCAUCGUGGAUGCAGUUAUAUCUGAGUGCCUGUAAACUACUGGACCUAUGUUUGUCUCUACCAGCUGAUACAGUCCCUCAGUUUCAACUAUAUCGUUGGGCAUUUAUUGGUGGAGCAGCAGCUGGGGAAGGUGAAGAAGACAUGGAAGAAGAAGACAAAACAAAGAAGAAAGAAACAAGAGGAAAACAAAAUCCUAGAGGACGACAGCAGUUUAAACCUCAUAUCAUCCGAUUAGCUAAACUGCUUAAUACUAAGUUACAGGGGGAUAUUCCUAUGAUGAAGAUGGUACCAGGCAGACCAUUGCUGACUUUUACACAUUUGAGAUCACUACAAGAGUUACAGCCCUUCUUUAACACCUUGUGUCUGGCUAAUCAGACUGAUAAUCUAUUUAGGGCUGUAAGGCAGCUUGGAGCCAGCAGUUCACAUAACCAGUCUAAAAAUUUAACCAAUGGGCAUGGAGAAAUGACAACUUCCCUCCAGUUUGAGACAAAGAAUUCCAUUGGUCAAGGAAUACCCAAGUCAAAAUCAGUUCCAGCUUUCCCAGUCAGUCAAAGUCCAAAAAUAGAAGCAGCAUCAUCGGACAGCAAGUCUAGUCAGCAGUAUAUUGAAGAAGUUCUAAUGAGAGACUUUCUGGAACCUAUGGUUUGAAAAACGAACAAAAAAAAAUAUUUCUUUCAGAAUAUAAGGCAUCAGGUAGCCAAAGUUAACAAACUCUAAAUAUCUGUAAACUAUUUGACACUAUGCACCUAAUUUUUACCCAUUUAGUCUUUCAUGUCAAAUGAAAGGAGUAUAAAAUAAUGUACAUAAUACACUUCAAUAUGUAAAGUUCAAACCAAGGAAAUGGCUUGAAAUUCUGAGAGAAAACAAAUUCUUACAAUAAAGUAAUAGACUUGGAAUAUAAGCAGACUCAAUCAAACCGAGCUUGCAACAUUUAAUAUUUUUGCCAUUUUUGGCGUUCUUUAGGGAUUCUAUUUUUUUCUAUUUGUAUGUUUAUUUCCAUUUCAAAUGCACAAAUAUACUUCUUCAUAGUCAAAUAAUACAAUUUUAUCUCUUAUUGUUUUUACAUAAUUAUGAUGAACAGUCUUUAAUGUGUUCUUACAUAUCUAUAAACUAUAAAGUUUAUUUCAUUUUCUGUCUCAAUGAAAAAUUUCUAUGAGAGAUAAAUGAGUCUUGUUAGAAAUAGAAUCACAGGUCAGGAAUAAAAAUUUUAGGAAAAGGAAGGUAUGAAACAUAGUCUAAGAUACUGUAAACUUGUCAUUCUGAAUCUGAAAGUGAUUACCAUCUGCCACUAGAAUAAAGCUAGGCCAGUCUGACUAUUUAUGAUGUAUACUGUUGACUGACAAACUUUUUAUCAAAAGAUCCCUAAAGUUUAUAAUGGACAAUUUCAAAAAUGGAAGUUGGACAAGUUCAUUUAAGAAAUUCAGAAGGUUAAAGGUUAACCGCACUAACAAUUCUUAAUAUGUAAAUAAUUAAUUGUCAAGACGUUUGUAUAUUGUGUCAAACUGAUCUCUAGUUUAAAUGUAAGGGACUGCAUGUACAUUUUGUAUAAAAAAAUUGCUUAGUUUUUAGUUUAAGCUUGUUAUAAAAUAACAUGUAGUUAACUUAAAAAGAGCUUCAAAAUUAUUGACAUUUUUUGUGUGACUUUCGUGUUAAUCAGUAAAAAGUUUAUGAUAAAAAAAGAUGAUAUAUCUGUGAAAUAUGUUGUAUGUAAAGUUGAAACUAAAUUUUUAUUGUUACAUUUAUUGAUAAUGAAAAAGUGGAAAAGGGGGAUUGUUUUCCAUUUGAAAAUACCUUAUAUAUGUUCCUGUAAGGUGGAAAUACUGCAGUAUCUCCAAUAAUUGUUAUAAAUAUCUUAUUGUUUUGUUAUUUAGUUAUUGCCCAAAUCUUAAUUGUAAAACAAUUAUGAUUCAAUUCCAGGUUUGUUUUGUUAUAUAUACAUGUAAUACUUGUUAAGUGAUUUUUUUCAUUAUUUGGAAAAACACAAUAUUGUUUUUUUUUUAAUUCCAGCAUUAUCAAACAGUUGCCAAAAGUUCUUGCUACAAAGUACAAACAAGAAUCGAAUUUUAUGUCUGCAUUAUUCAAUGAAGUCAUCCAGUCAUACUUUUACAAAGGGCUUAUUUCAAAUUAUUUGCUCUUGUUUAUAUAUGUACUAUUGUUAGUCAUAUAUGUUUGGUGAUGCUUUUAUGGAAGGAAAUAUUAACAUUUAGUUAUGACUGAAUCUGUAUCUAUGUUUUGACUUAGUAAAGUUGUUAUUUGUUAAAGAAAUUGAUGUAUUUGUUUAAUGUUGUGGGUAAUUAUGUAUAUGAAUUUAUAUCAAACUUAAACUUCUCCUGUAACAAACUAAGUUAUAUAGAAGACAAUGUGGGUAUGGUAUAUAACAUUAUAGUACUGCAUCAUGGGAAUAUCUUUCUAUAAACUCAUAGAUAUUAUACCCACCCACCCACUAAUGUUUUUCUUCACCCUGGGACUUCACCUAUCCUAUCCUAUAUUAUUAGCACAAAGUAAGAAAUUUGGGAAAUUAAUGUAGGUGUAAGAACUAAAUAUACGUUUAUUCCAUCAUGAUGACAGAAUGUACCUGUUAGUUCCUCAAUGGGAAUGGAUUUUUUAAACAUACAGUUAAUGUACCUGGUUCCAGUGACAGUCAUAUGGUAAAUCCUCUCUAAAAUAUCUAGCACUGCAGUUUUGACAUAUUCAUGGCCAUUUUAGCGCAUAAAGAAAACCACUGCAUUGACAUGGCAGUGUAGGGGCAGACAAAAGGUAAACCCUUCACUCAGUAUUGGUAGCCAAUGGUUAUAAAUGCCUGAUGCAUUACCAUAGUAACUUGUUUCUCUGUAUAUAGUUUGGGAUGUUCAUCAGAAGUCUUUAGUGCCAUCUAUUUAUAGACAUGCCAUCUA
Ruditapes philippinarum (Manila clam) is the source of this 2988-nucleotide messenger RNA. Its product is annotated as protein dopey-1-like. Gene Ontology annotation, biological process: Golgi to endosome transport. Gene Ontology annotation, cellular component: endosome; trans-Golgi network. Lineage: Eukaryota; Metazoa; Mollusca; Bivalvia; Venerida; Veneridae. The transcript has 5 exons. The record is from RefSeq and is a predicted model, not a curated record. The coding region runs from base 2 to 742 and encodes 246 amino acids.